This is a messenger RNA of Rotaria socialis, 1104 nucleotides long. NCBI's taxonomy places the organism in Eukaryota, Metazoa, Rotifera, Eurotatoria, Philodinida, Philodinidae. The record is from the annotation of a GenBank genome assembly.
AUGAAUAAAUAUUCUGCAGGUCCAACUGGAUGUGGCAAAUCGACUUUACUGGAUAUCCUUGCUGAUCGUAAAGAUCGACAAAAUUGUGAAGGUCAAGUACUCAUCAAUGGUUACGAACGGCCUCCUCCUUCCAUAUUUCGUCGUAUGGUGGGCUAUGUUGUUCAAGACGAUAUUAUCAGUGACACACUAACAGUACGGGAAAACAUUGCCUUCUCAGCUAAUCUUCGUCUACAUCCCUCAGUAACAUCUACGCAACGAUUGGCACGUGUUGAAGAAGUCAUCAAACAAUUAGGUUUGAGUGAAUGUGCGAAUACGCGCAUGGGUUCAGAACUAAAACGUGGUGUAUCGGGAGGGGAACGAAAGCGUACUUGUAUCGCCAUGGAAUUGGUUUUGUCUCCGAAGAUUUUGUUUCUGGAUGAGCCGACCACAGGUCUUGAUGCAUCAACAGCUUGCGAAGUAAUGGAAUGUUUGAGAGAUCUUUCACGUAAAGGAUGUACUAUUGUAUUUUCAAUUCAUCAGCCAAGACACUCAAUUUUUGAACUCUUUGAUACCGUCUUACUGUUGUCACAUGGUCACAAUGUGUAUUUUGGCUCAUCCGCUGAAGUUCGUCCUUAUUUUAUUGCAAAAAACUUCGUAUGCCAGCAAUCUGAGAAUCCAGCAGACUUUGCACUUGAUGUGCUCAUUACUGCAGCUCGCAAUAAUCGAACGUCAGAACUCUGCCAAAAGUAUCGUGACUCAAAUAUGCACAUUAGAAAUGCAGAAUACUUAUCAAAUAUAUUAGAUAAUUCACACAUUGCAAUAAAACACCAACAAAAGUCAGCUCGGUCUAUUAAGUCAGAAUUUUUCUAUGUGUCCCAACGUACUCUACGUACUGCAAUACGUAAUUCAGCACUAUUGACGUGGCAACUGGUGGUAGCCAUUAUUCUUGCAUUACUCACUGGUCUUCUUUAUUAUCGAUUGCCACAAACGAUAGGCUCAGGUGUACAAAAUCGUUUGGGUGGCAUUUUCUUCGUUGUCGUGAAUCAAAUAUUUAGCACGGCAACAGCACUUGAACCAUUUAUCAAGGAGCGGGCACUCUUUAUUCAUGUAAGGACAUAUGAUUGA